This is a messenger RNA of Oreochromis aureus, 1328 nucleotides long. RefSeq lists its product as uncharacterized. Lineage: Eukaryota; Metazoa; Chordata; Actinopteri; Cichliformes; Cichlidae. The record is from RefSeq and is a predicted model, not a curated record. The transcript has 5 exons. Gene Ontology annotation, biological process: T cell costimulation; cellular response to lipopolysaccharide; immune response. Gene Ontology annotation, cellular component: external side of plasma membrane. The coding region runs from base 275 to 1264 and encodes 329 amino acids.
UUGGGUCCUCAUUCUGUGUCACCUGAUGUUACAAAAUCACUGCAUUCAUCUGCUUCAUAUUUUCUCUCCUCAGUUUCCCAGCAUGCCACAGCAGUGGAGGUGUACGAGGGGGCUGAGUCUGCGCUGCUGCCCUGUCAGCUACUAGCUGCUCCCAGUGAGUUCACAGCAGCAGUGUGGGAUCGCAACGACCUCAACAAUCCCAACAGUCCAUGUUCGUGUGAAGAGUGGUGAUGAUUUGGAUGACCAAAACCAGCGUUACACCAACCGAACAUCAAUGAGUGCUGAUGCUCUGCAAACUGGAAACCUCAGCCUCACUCUGAGAAACCCGACAGUCUCUGACAGUGGAACCUACACCUGCAUCCUCCGCAUCACUGGACGAGAUGUGAGCUGGACUUACUUACAACUGAAGGUCACAGAACCUCCUCCUCCACCUCCUCCAGUCUGGCCCAAAGUUCUCUCAGCUGUCUUGGUUCCUGUGGUUGUCCUGGCUAUUUGCUGUGGUAUCGGCAUGUUUUGUGGAUAUAAAAGGCUGCAAAAUAAAGAGGUUCUAGAGGUGGAGGUGGACACAGGCGUGACGUCUGCCAAGCUGCCCUGCAAAGCCACAGUUCAGCUGUCUCAAAUAAAUAAGGUUGUGUGGAAGAACAGAAAUAACAGGAACGUCCAUGUGUAUGAGAACGGCUCUGACCAUCCAGAAAUACAGGAUCGACAUUACAGACACCGAACAGAAAUGAAUGAAGACCCGCUGAAGACUGGAGACCUCAGUCUGACACUGAAAUACCCCACACACACAGCCAGAGACACCUACACCUGCACCGUCUACAGCAGCGAGGGAGAAGUCCUGAUGGAGAAAAAAGUGGAGCUGAAAGUCAAAGAAUGUAAGCUGGAGGUGGUGGAGGGGGCGGAGUCUGUUUGUCUGCCCUUUCAAACCACAGAAAACCUGCCUAGAGACACUGAAGUGUUGUGGAAACGCCAUGAACCCGAAUACAUGAAGGUCCACAUAUAUGAGAACGACUCUGACCAGCCUGACAAACAGGACAAGCAUUACAAAGGUCGCACAGAGAUGAAUGAACACCCACUGACAUCUGGAGACCUCAGUCUGACCCUGAAAGACCCCAAAGUGGGAGACAGUGGGAAAUACGGCUGUCAGGUCAACAGCAAGGAGGCCUGGAGAUAUAAGAGGUUGUGGCUCACAGUCACAGAGAAUAAUCAGGCCAAGAAACAUACAGAAGACAUCAGGAUCAGCUCCACUGAUCCUUUAGUUUGACAUGUUUGUUUGAUUAUUGAUCUGAUCUGUACGAUUUAUACAUUAGUCUAUAUAAAAUAUUCAU